AUGUCUUCAUUUUGGAGUUCAGCUACCCCGUCCCACAACGUAGCCACAAAUGAUCUCAGCAAAGAUGCUACGCUUUCAAUGCCACCGGAUGAUAGCAUCUCCUCUUUAUCUUGGUCGCCAGCUGCGAACUUCCUCGCUGUAGGAUCAUGGGAUUGUAGGGUUAGGAUCUACGAUGUUCGAACAGACCAGACGGGGACAGGCGUUGCGGCCAUUGACUUCGAGGGUCCAGUCCUUGCAUGUGACUGGUCAAAGGACGGCACUAAAGUCGCAGGAACAGGCGCAGACCGAACUGCCAAACUCCUUGAUCUAACCGCAAACGGAGCUCCGGCGCAGAAGGUCUCCUCGCAUGACGCGCCUAUCCGCUCAAUCCGCUUUUUCGAAAUUCCGAAUGCGAAUGCGCCAAUGCUAGCGACCGGCUCCUGGGAUAAGAGUGUUCGGUAUUGGGAUUUGAGGCAGCAGAUGCCGGCAGCGACGCUCGUGUGCAAGGACAGAGUAUAUGCAAUGGAUGUCAAGGAGCAGCUGCUUGUGAUUGGGACGGCGGAGAAACAUAUACAUAUUGUAGAUCUGAAUACACCGACUACGAUCUUUGAGACGAGAGCUAGUCCGCUCAAGGAGCAGACGAGGGUUGUGAGCUGUUUUAUUGAUGCGUCGGGCUUUGCCGUGGGGAGUAUAGAGGGGAGGUGUGGGUGUCAAUAUGUUGCGCAGAAAGAUGAAAGGUAUAGCCUAAGCCCUCGUGAGAGGAAAUUGGAGCUAAUAAUGUUGUACAGCCGCAACUUCGCGUUCCGCUGUCACAGAACUCUACCAGACAAAGAUAGCAUAGUCCAAGUCUCCGCCGUCAACGCCAUCUCCUUCCACCCCGUCCAUGGCACCUUCAGCUCGGCAGGAUCAGAUGGAACGUUCCAUUUCUGGGACAAGGACGGGCACAAUCGGCUCAGGGGAUAUCCAUCUGUUGGGGCACCGAUAUCAGCUACUGGUUUCAAUAUGGAUGGGUCGAUUUUUGCUUAUGCCGUCAGCUAUGAUUGGCAUAAGGGAUAUGCGUUCAAUGGUCCCCAGCACGUUAAUAAGAUUAUGUUGCAUCCGAUUGCGCCAGAUGAUUGUAAGCCAAGGGCUACUGUGACGGUAGCUGGUAGGAAGAGAUGA
Messenger RNA from Lachnellula hyalina, 1140 nucleotides. RefSeq names its product Nucleoporin. The record is from RefSeq and is a predicted model, not a curated record. Gene Ontology annotation, molecular function: RNA binding; ubiquitin binding. Gene Ontology annotation, cellular component: nuclear pore. Bases 1 to 1140 code for a protein of 379 amino acids. The transcript has 2 exons. Gene Ontology annotation, biological process: transcription-dependent tethering of RNA polymerase II gene DNA at nuclear periphery; RNA export from nucleus. Lineage: Eukaryota; Fungi; Ascomycota; Leotiomycetes; Helotiales; Lachnaceae.